Molecule: messenger RNA, 6585 nt
Organism: Tachyglossus aculeatus (Australian echidna)
Lineage: Eukaryota; Metazoa; Chordata; Mammalia; Monotremata; Tachyglossidae
Gene: SHPRH
Product: SNF2 histone linker PHD RING helicase
Exons: 30
Coding region: 139-5184 (1681 amino acids)
Biological process (GO): protein polyubiquitination; DNA damage response; nucleosome assembly
Cellular component (GO): nucleosome; nucleus
Molecular function (GO): ubiquitin protein ligase activity; ATP binding; DNA binding
Source: RefSeq, a predicted model, not a curated record
GGAGCGCAGAGCGGGGAGGCCGGCCAUCCAUCGAUUCAUCGAUCCAUCGGCCGAUCGAUCGAUUGAUCGAUCGAUCGACCGCUCGUCCCUUCCCCCCGCCAGCCGAAUUGGUAUCGCUCCAGCGAAGAGAGCGUCAAAAUGAGCAGCCGGCGGAAACGUGCCCCUCCAGUGAGGCUGGAUGAGGACAAGAAGAAGGAGCUCUGUUGGAAUAUGCACGGAGACCGAAGGAAUGAAGAGCCGGCGUUGGGUGGAAGCAGUCAACCUGUUCCAGUUCCGAGCUCGUCGACUGCUCCUUUCAUCAUUAUUGACGAUGGACUAGAGGAGGAACUGACUCACAGGGAGAAAAAGAAACGCUCAAAGUCUGUUUGUUUCUCAGCGUUAACAGAUGAAGAGGAGGUUGGGUACAUCUCAUCCUCCUUAUCCACAGGGCUAAAUGUUGAAGUCUUCCCUCUUUCCUCAGACUGUACUUGGAGAGCGUGCCUGGGCGAAUUUGUCCUCCACCUUCUUCCUAUGCAAAUCUUAACUGACAAUUUCCAUGAAAGAAGUUUUACUUUGAUGCAGUCAGGGUCGAGUGGUCAGCUGCAGAUCCGCCCUCAGCCAAAGUGUGCGGAGAAGGGUAGCCAAGAACCUUUCAGUGAUUCCAAGAACCGUAUCUUGGUAGAGACUUCUUUUAGUAGUGAAAUGUUAGAAGAUUUGAGGUGGUUGCAGAAGAAGAGGGUAAUAGAACUUUGCCAAAGAGUUGAAGGAAGUCGUGACAUCAAGGUUGGGAUUUUUCUCUUGGAAGCUGGGCUAGCCAAGCCCACUUCUCUCAGUGAUGGAAGUGGAAGAAUAAAAAAAGCCUGCCGACUGAUUCAAAAAAUGAUGGAAAAAUUUUACAACUUUAUAAUUCCAGACGUCCUGGAGGAAGAUGAGGAAGUAUCAGACAGUGAGUUGGAGAGACAAAACAUUGAAGAGCUGUAUGAUUUUGUACGACUUACCCACCAGCGAGAAGCCCAGUACCUGAGGGAGGACGUCCAGCACCCUGCAUUGAUUCCUGUGCUGAGGCCAUAUCAAAGCGAAGCUGUUAACUGGAUGUUGCAGCGAGAAAAUUUCAAAAGCUCUCCAGCCAAUGAAAACAACCUACACUUUUUAUGGCGAGAGGUCAUUACACCAGAGGGAAUGAAACUCUUCUAUAAUCCAUUUACUGGUUGUAUCAUCCAGGAAUACCCGAAUGCUGGGCCUCAGUGGCCCGGUGGAAUCUUAGCUGAUGAGAUGGGCCUCGGGAAGACGGUGGAGGUUUUGGCUCUCAUCUUGACACACACCCGGAAAGACGUCAAACAAGGUGUCCUAACAUUCCCUGAGGGCAAAUUGGUGAAUUAUUUCAUUCCACCACAACCUACUGAAGGAAGCAAAAGGAAUAAUGCAAAGAAAGUGGAAUUAAAAUCAAAGGAAAAAAUGCAAUACCCCAGUUUGAGAGUGAUGAUACUAACAGCGGUGAAAGAAAUCAGUGUGAAGAAAGGAGUGUCCAUCAUUGCCAUCUUUAAGUACAUCAGUACCAUAUACAGGUAUGAUGUACAGAAAAACCGACGGCUUCUCAAGAGAACUUUGGAAAAGUUGAUUGCGGAGCAUGUAGUGGAACAAGUCAAAGGUCAUGGCUUGGCCGGAUCUUUUAAGCUGGGAAAGAAUUACACGGAGAAGCAGAGGCGAGAAAAAACCAAAAAACAGAUCACAAAGUUUCCUGGAAAUACUCAGAAGAGGCCCUCUCCUGAAGAUGAAAAGGACUCCAAAGAACCAGGGGCUCAAGACACAACUUCAAAAAGGAAUCUUAAUAUAGCCUUGCACCUAGACAUCACCUUUAAAGAGCAUGACUACUGUGUCGUCACCAGGGCCCAACAAAGAUUGAUGGAAAAGCUGAAGCAAUGUGGGAAUAAGCCCAGAGCCGAAGGUUUAAGCCCCGCCGAUAUGCACGCCCGUCUUCCCAGCACUGGUGCUGCCCCAGAUUCUCAGGAAACAAAAGUCCAACAAGAAAGUAGACUCAAGAAUAGGGAUGUAGAAUCCCAGAUCCAUGUGAGCAGCGGAGUGCCAAGUGUCAUUUCCGUAUGCCCAUUCCAACCGUCUGACUAUCGUUUUGAAUGCAUCUGUGGUGACCUUGGCCUCGUGGACUAUAAAGCACGAGUGCAGUGCUUGAACUGUCACUUAUGGCAGCAUGCGGACUGUGUGAACUACCAAGAGGAACAUUUGAACGUCAAGCCCUUUUACUGUCCCCACUGUCUCGUUGCAAUGAAACCAGUGUCCACGGGAGCAACUCUGAUCAUCUCUCCAAGCUCCAUUUGCCACCAGUGGGUAGAUGAGAUCAACAGGCACGUGAGGUCAUCGUCUCUGCAUGUCUUGGUAUACCAAGGGGUGAAGAAACAUGGCUUCCUACAGCCUCACGUGUUGGCCGAGCAGGAUAUCGUGAUCACCACGUAUGACGUCCUCCGGUCAGAACUGAACUACGUGGACAUCCCCCACAGCAAUAGUGAAGACGGGCGUCGCUUCCGGAAUCAGAAGCGAUACAUGGCCACCCCCAGUCCUCUGGUGGCAGUGGAGUGGUGGAGGAUCUGCCUCGACGAAGCCCAGAUGGUAGAGUGCACCACUGCCAAAGCUGCUGAAAUGGCUCUGCGCUUGAGUGGAAUCAAUCGGUGGUGUGUCAGUGGUACUCCAGUGCAGAGAGGAUUAGAAGAUCUGUAUGGGUUAGUGCUGUUUCUUGGCGUGGAUCCUUACUGGGUCAAGCACUGGUGGGAUCAACUUCUGUAUCGACCUUAUUGCCGAAGAAAUCCUCAACCCCUCUACAGUCUUAUUGCCAAGAUAAUGUGGAGAUCUGCGAAGAAAGACGUGAUUGACCAAAUCCAGAUUCCCCCACAGACCGAGGAUGUACACUGGCUUCACUUUUCUCCCGUGGAGAGACAUUUCUAUCACCGUCAGCAUGAGGUUUGCUGUCAGGAUGCCCUGGUCAAGCUCCGGAAGAUUUCUGAUUGGGCUCUGAAGCUUAGCAGUCUGGACAGGAGGACGGUCACUUCCAUUCUGUAUCCACUGUUGAGGUUGAGGCAGGCCUGUUGCCAUCCUCAGGCUGUUCGUGGAGAGUUCCUGCCCCUGCAGAAAAGCACCAUGACCAUGGAAGAGCUCCUGACAUCACUACAGAAGAAAUGUCGAACCGAGUGUGAAGAAGCACAUAGGCAGCUGGUGUGUGCACUCAACGGUUUAGCUGGCAUCCAUAUCAUUAAAGAUGAGUAUGUCCUGGCCGCGGAUCUGUACAGAGAAGUAUUGCGUUCUUCUGAGGAGCACAAAGAGAAGCUCAAAACCGAUUCCUUACAAAGACUUCAUUCUACACAUAACUUGAUGGAGUUAUUGAUAGCAAAGCACCCAGGGAUACCUCCUACCUUGCGAGACAGCAGUUUGAAAGAAGAGGCGGAGCAGCUUAGACAGCACUAUAUGAGUAAAUCCAAUGCAGAAGUUGCUGAAGCCCAUCAAGCUUUGCAGCCAGUUUUACAGACCAUCAAGGAGCUCCAGAGAAAGAUUCAUUCUGGAUCACCUUGGUGGCUGGAUGUCAUCCAGUCAGCAAUACAGCGUGCUAUUGACGAGGAGCUUGUUCUGCGCGUGCAAAAUGAGUUAACCAGCAACUACAAGCAACAAGCUCAGAAAUUUUCCAUGGCAGAUAAGUUCCGUGACUGCAGAGGUCUUCAAUACCUACUCACCACACAAAUGGAGGAGCUGAAGAAAUUUCAGAAGUUAGUAAGAGAAGCUGUAAAGAAUUUGGAAGAACCUCCCUCCAAGGAGGUGAUUGAUGCUGCCACCAUUUGCCACCUGCGACCCAUCAGACUUCCCCUCAACAACUGUGUCUUUUGUAAGGCUGAUGAAUUGUUCACAGAAUAUGAGUCGAAGCUAUUCUCUCACACGGUGAAAGGUCAGACCGCAAUCUUUGAGGAGAUGAUAGAGGAUGAAGAAGGCCUUGUAGAUGACCGUCUGCCCACUACAAGCCGAGGACUGUGGGCAGCAAGUGAGAUGGAGCGCUCUUUGAAAGCCGUGUUGUCUUUUGCCAAAGUUCACCGAUUAGAUAGCAGGCUAACUGAGGAGGGGAAUGCCUCGAUGGAACUCUUUGAAGCCUGGAAGAAGGAAUAUAAGCUGCUUCACGAAUAUUGGAUGGUUCUGAGGGAUCACGUCUCUGCUAUAGAUGAACUAGCCAUGGCUACAGAACGGCUAAGAGUGCGCCACCCCGAUGAGCCAAAGCCCAACCCUCCAGUUCUCCACAUCAUUGAACCACAUGAGGUUGAACAAAAUCGAGUGAAACUGUUGAAUGAUAAGGCAGUUGCCAAAUCCCAACUUCAGAAGAAACUUGGCCAGCUUCUCUACCUGACUAAUUUGGAGAAGUCUCAAAAUAAGACCACUGGAGGAGUGAAUCCAGAACCUUGUCCAAUAUGUUCCCGGAACCUCGGAAAACAGUGGGCUGUGUUGACCUGUGGGCAUUGUUUCUGUAAUGAAUGCAUUGCCAUUAUCAUCGAGCAGUAUAGCGUGGGUACCCGGAGAAGCUCAAUUAAGUGUGCCAUCUGUAGACAGACGACAUCACAUAAAGAAAUCUCUUAUGUCUUCACUGCAGAGACGGCAAAUCAGGAAGAUGAUAUUCCUGUGAAGGGAAGUCAUUCUACAAAAGUGGAAGCAGUGGUCAGAACUCUCAAGAAAAUCCAAUUUAAAUGUCCAGGGGCUAAGUCCCUUGUAUUCUCAACGUGGCAAGACGUGCUAGAUAUCAUUUCAAAAGCUCUUUAUGACAACAACAUGGUGUUUGCACAAAUAAAUGGAAUUCACAAAUUCCAGGAGAACCUCUCAGCAUUUAAAUAUGAUCCCAAGAUCAAUAUUUUGCUGCUGCCCCUACACACGGGUUCUAAUGGAUUAAACAUAAUCGAAGCAACCCACGUACUCCUGGUAGAACCUAUAUUGAACCCUGCACAUGAGCUUCAGGCUAUUGGGAGAGUGCACCGAAUUGGACAAACCAAACCCACCAUUGUUCACAGAUUCCUCAUUAAAACAACAAUCGAAGAAAGAAUGCAAACAAUGUUGAAAACUGCAGAAAGAAGCCAUACCAGCUCAUCGAUGAAGCAGUCAGAGGCCUCAGUCUUAACAGUGGCUGAUCUGGCAGACCUGUUUACUGAAGAAACUGAAGAGCUUGAAUGAAACCAGCUUAGUUUGAACUGUGCAAUCGAAGACCUGAAGGACUUUCCAGAGCAAACUGCGUUCAAGUUACUGACAAGUCUUAAAUUCCAGCAGAUGUCACCAAACACCGCUGUUACACUGGAUGAAUAGACUUCUCUUUAGGUUGGGCAAUUUCUCCUUUUGCACAGAAUUUUUCACCCAGUCAUAAAGGUAGUGGAUCUUACACUCAACAAAAAUGUUUGAUUUUGUUCCAGGGAAUAGGAGACUGAGUCUGAAGGAGAGGAACACUUUGUUUUUCUUUUAAAACAAUGAGUCUUAGAUAUUGUUGAAAUGAGAGGUAUGAAGAACCAGUCGGUAACCUAAUUUCUAGUUGUAUACUGAUCUAAAAUGUAGCCAACCCCGAUCUCCUUUUAGGAAAGACCUUGAAUCUCGUUAGCAUGCAAUUCACUUAGCCUUUCAUUAAUGUUUUAAGAAAACCAAGUGUUCCAACACAUCAGUUCUCAAAAGUUUUCAGUCCCGUGGCCUACACUUCCCCCCAACACAAACAGAAAUGAGGUCAGGAUCGCUACGCCGGGUAGCGUGCGAGUGAAACGUUCUGCUGGUAACGUCUUUUCUCAGUUUGGCCCAGAAGAGAUCCCAGGGGUGGUGAGUACAUAGCUGGGCAAGGCUGCAGAGCCAGAAGGGGAGCAGAGGGGAUGAGGGGGUGAGAGGAAUGGGAGAGCAGAGCUGAUCCCUGGAAUGGCGGGAAGCUAGGGGCCGGCAGAAGCCAGAAUGGUUUGGAGGAGUCCAGCUCCAUCAUCCUCGCUCAGAUUUUCUCAGAGGUUCACAGAUGAGAAGUCCAGCCCCCGUGGCGAGGUAUUUCUUUGUUAGUGUUAAAAGUGGGUUUGGAAUAUCGCAGUGAUAAUUCUAAAGUAAUCAAGUGUUAACAUCAACGUCUUGCAAAGUUUCUCCUCAACACGUUUCCUUUCUCAUUCAAUACAUUAAUAAGACAUGAUUUCUUGUCUACCUUGUUAUAGGCAUUUGAUUUUUUAAGAUAACGGAAUCUCUGGGCACCACUUUUUCUUAAUGGCUUCAGCUGGACAGCGCCGUUCAAUUUCAACAGUAUUUAAAUGGGUAUUUAUUCUUACUUUGACUGUUAUCAAACUUUUGUAAUUCAGGGUUUUCCAAAGUUGAGACUGUCUUUUUAUGUGUGGUAAGGCUAAGGUGUGUAAAUAAUUUGAUUUUUAGUUAAGAUGUCUGAAAACUGGAAAUAUGCCAGUAUAGGUUUUAUUUUCAGUUAUCACUUUCCCCCUUUGGGUGAUACUACUGCAUUAACUUUCUAACCUCCGAACGUUUCAUUCUGUUGUAUAGUUUGCACUUCGUCUUCCCUGUCAUGCAAAAAAGACUUUGGAACAAGUGUCAGGUUCAAAUAAAUAUUUGAAA